AUGUCUAAAGAAACAUUACAAAAAUUAAAAGAAGAUUUUAUCAGUUCUUUGCGAUUAGAUAGAAGUGGUCGUUUAAAUAUUGAAACACUAACUAGACAACAGGCUAACUCUCAAAUUUGGCAUUCUGAACGAAGAAAUAGACUUACAACAUCAAAUUUUGGUCGUGCAACUGAUUAUGGUAAAGCCACCGAACCAGAAGCUAUUGUUGCGUUGGAAAACAUAUUAAAAUGCAAAGUUAAUCCAUGUGGACUUAUCAUUGAUGAACAUUUUCCUUACUUAGCAACAACUCCAGAUGGUAUAAUUGAUGAAGAUUUCGUAGUUGAAAUCAAAUGUCCAUUUGCAGUCAGAGAUUCAAUUACAUUUUUGGAAGCGAUAAACUGUAAAAAACUAUUAUUUUGUCGUCUCAAUGACAAUGGAGCUAUGGAAUUAAAAAUUGAUCAUCAUUAUUAUUAUCAAGUUCAGGGACAAAUGCACAUUUCUAAACGAAAAUUCUGUUAUUUCGUCGUCCACUCAAAAAAUUGGACGGAAAUACAAUUAAUAAAUUACGAUGAAUCUUUCUGGGACAACAAAAUGAUUGACAAGUUAAAAAUUUUUUACAUGGAAUGCUUACUACCAGAGAUAAUCAAUCCUCAGUAUGGAAAACGUUUGCUAGUAGAUGAUAUAAAAGAUCCUGAACACAUUUUGGAAAAUAUUAAAACAAAAAACAACAUGAAAAAUAAUUUGAAAUAA
This is a messenger RNA of Macrosiphum euphorbiae (potato aphid), 729 nucleotides long. The record is from the annotation of a GenBank genome assembly. Lineage: Eukaryota; Metazoa; Arthropoda; Insecta; Hemiptera; Aphididae.